GUAAACUGUUUCUAUGUGUUGUGAAAUCAAACAACUUAAAAUUUUAAAACUUUAUGACAGAAAACAGAAAUGUCAUUGCACGCUUAUAGCCAGUCAGUGAUUAUUUGGACUGUUUGGACAUACAUCUGCAUAAAAGCUCAAGGUGACUAAUCAUCUAGAUGGAAGAAGACAAAACAGGACUUAAAAUAUUGAUAACACAAAGAAGACAGCGUCCCUCCUACACGAGGGUGAUAUCACAGGAAUUCAGUCAGGAAACAGAGAUUGUAGGCAAGUCUAGAAGGAGGAGGAGAAGUCAGCAAAAUGUCUGUAAAUCCUCGUCAGACUUGUCUAGUUCCCUCAGCUCAUCUAACAGUGAUACUGACAACAAUUGUCAGGAAUACAGGAAACUUUCUGAGGAGCAUGACACUCUCAGUGAAAAUGACAAAUCAGAUGACAGCGAAUAUUUCUCUGCAGAGGAAAAUUUUGAAAUUAAACAAGACAAUAAUGCCGUAUUGUCAUCCAACUCUUGUUCAUCCAAAGAAGAAGAAGAUCCUGGAAUAGUGUUACUAGAAAUUAAUGAACAUAGGAAUGAUUUUAGUUUAUUUAAUAUAGAAGAUACAGAUAGAAAUGAUAUACAUAAGAGAGCACCUAGCAAGAAACAGAAAAGAAAGAGAAGACUCUUACAAAAUGUUUGCUCUCUUUUAAAAGAACUUCCUUUUUAUGACAUGGAUACACUAGAUGAUCCAGUAAAAACACAAGUACCCAAAGGAAUUCCAUCUCUGUAUUCUCUUUGUGUGAAAAUGUUAAGUAGAAAUAAAAAACUGGGAACGAGGCGUUGUAUGAUUCCCAUCAGCUUACGACAGGAAAUUAACAGAGAGACUGAGAUAAAUAAAGAAAAACUAAACUGGUUGAAUUCAAUUUUAUCUAAAUAUGAAGAAGAGCUUAAAUUAGAUAUGUAUAAAGGUGAUUAUGAACUGAAUGUUCUGGUACGUAUCGUGUGGAAUAUUGAUCCUCAUAGUCCUUAUUGUGGAACCUAUUACGACAGACCUCUCUUAGGGGACAGCAAAGUUGGUUUUCUACCUGUAACUCAACUCUACUCUUUUUGCUCAUCAAAGUCUUAUUUCUCCUACAAACUGAUGUCAGUCCUUGGAAGCUUCUUACAUAUGACAUUACCCUUCCCAGACCCCCACAAAGGAAACCCAAAACUGCAGGGGAGAGGUGGCUCCACUCCAUAUGACAGAGCAGUAGAGAAAGUUGUUACAACACUCAAAACAAGAUUCCCUAUUGUUAUGGGAGAAUUCUAUAACAAAGUCCUGCCGUACAUAUUCUGGGCAAGAGGAGAUAUUGCCAGGGCCACAGAAAGCUUUCAUCAUCUGAUUCAUACACAUAAAAAACCGAGAUACAAGGCGCUGUAUUUGUAUGAGAUAGGCAGAAUGUUGCGCUUUUUUGAUGACCCAGUUCGGUUGUCCUUUGACAGUAUGGCUGACAUAACAGAGGUUUUCUCAUCCAAGCCUUACUAUUGUCAAGAUGAGGUGGCCCUGCAAGUUUCAAAACAGAUCUCACUCCUAAAGGCUAAUCUUUGUGACCAAGGAGUAAUGACCUCUGAGAAAGCCCGGCUGGCUGCUGAGAAGUGGAUCCACUGUGUCCAUGCUUUGCCUGAUUGGGGAGCAGACGGUUUGGAUUAUAUCUUCUACAUGGACUCUCUUCUGUGUUACCAUAGCAACUCACGUUUUGAAAUGGGAGUUGAUUGGUUAGAAGAUGCCAGAGUGAGGCUGGAGCCUCUCUGUGGUGUAUACCCAGAGCUAUAUGUUUUUGUAUCUAUGCUGUAUGCCAUCCAGAAAAACAGAAAAAGGGCACAAGCUACUUACCAAAUGUUCCAACAGAAAGAGACCAUCAUUACUUGUGAGGAAUAUGAGGGGUGUCCUUGGGAGGCACUUACAGAAGCCGUUGAGCGAUCCCCUCUAGUUACACCCAUCAAAGUUCUGUGGAGAACCCAGCUGAACCCCCCGAGAUUCUCCUGUCAGAAGUUUGACGACUACUGGAACUUUGAAUGGAUGCACAGUUUCAAAUGUGGUCCAACAGAGGCAGAUAUAAGUUGUCGUGACCUUAACCUGCAUUUGACCCCUGAAGGUCACCUGACAGGGGAUUUCCAGAUGUCCCUGCCACCUGUUCAGUCCGUUCUACUUAACCCAUACACUGGUGCUAUACAUCUCCCAGAAUCCCAGACUUCUGUGACUUUGAGGAGCUUUCACUCUGUUUCUUGUCAGUUUGACAAUAAUCUAACACAUCAGUUUUCACAACCAGUAUUAGUGCCAAUGGAGAUUUACCGAGGUGAGAAUGGCUGUGUUGUACAGAUGAUAAUGCCUGGAAACCUUAGUUCUCAUAGGCCAGCAAAGCCAGUAUUCAAACUCUACUGGCAGGGGCCUAAUGGAGAGGGAGCCAAAAUCAAUGUGGCCAGUCUGCUUAGAGACUUUGUCUAUCAAAGAGAACGUGACAGAGUCCGAGGUUUAAGUACAGAGGAACCAAUAAAAACCUGUAUAAUGGAGGUACUGAGGUUAUGUUACGUCCAGGACUGCAGGAUUCCUCAGACGGACGUUACCAGUCCAUUAUUUCACAGUGCUAACGCUGCCUACAAAAAAACUCAAAAACAGAGAGGACGGUUUAACAAGUGGGACAAAGGAACUGAACUCAAUGCUGGGAAAAUUUUCCAGGAAGAAUUCAAAAAAGGUUCAUUCAUAGAACUGGUGAAACCCCCUCUUGUGUUUGGGGAGGACAUAUUUUUCAGAUGUAGAGUGAACUAUGAAGAAAACCUUGAACUGUUUGUGGUUAUACACACACAAAGUCGGAAAGAAUUCAAAAAACCAUCAAUAUCGGAGAAAUAUAUUGGACGCGAUGCUGUACAGUGCACAAGUGGGAUUUCUAAAUCUGCAGAGGGGGUCUCUCUCAUACUGUUUAACAAACAUUGCUUGCAGUUAGUGGUAUUUGACAGAUGGCUACACAAGAUGGAUUCGGUUGACCUGUCCAUACUACAGUCACAGCAGGAAAUCGUACCUGUCAUCAUCAAAAAUUCAUUAUUCACCAUCAGUGCCUCACAGUGUCUAUACAGGUCCAGUAAGCGGGUGGAGACUUUUGCUGAACAUCUAGAUCCGAUCCAUCGCCUGACCUUCCUAGGGGAUAUGUUAGUUAUGGUCACAGUCACGGGAUACUUGCUUUUUGUGGAAUGUGUGUCUUUACUUCCAAUUAAAACAAUUGUUCACCCACAAGCUUUUGCCUUGAUUUUGGAAAAUCAGUAUAUCUAUGAAGUCUGCAGUUAUCUCAAAGUACUCGGAGAAAAGUCAUUCCAGGACGCCAACAAUCAGGAGUUUGUUAGGGCAGCCAUUGCUCUGGAUAACAAGCUGAUCCUCCUGAAAACACAAUCCAACACAACCUAUGGUGUGGACAUAGAGGACAUAUCCCCUGUUAUAGUGACCUCAGCUGUGACCUUGGCUGGCCAACCCAAGGACAUAUGCUUCCUAAGUGAAUCAGCCGGUUAUUUGGUGUCAGCCUCCAUCUUCAAUGACAAACAGAGACCUUACAGAGAAAACCUGUACCACUUUGACCACACAGGUCAGCUGCUGGGUAUUCUCCUGUCCCUGGGGCAGGGGCCACGGUCAAUGUUUCCCGUCUACCUGCCAGGUGACUCCGAUCUAUCGUCCAGGACUGGUCAGCUCGGUAAGAAAGGCUGGCAUGUUUACAUGAGGGAUGGACAUGAUGGGAUCAUCUGUGUAUAUCUGGGGGAUGUUUACGCAGAUACAAGGAGUGAACUCUAAAAGAUGAUAAUAAUUGGUUCCUUUGUUUUAUCUAAAUCAUUGGCUCAUUUAAGUGGAGGUGUGAGUUUAAGUUUAUUGCUCACUCAUCCAAUGGAACCACUGAUGUACAAUUAAACAGAGAGAUGGAGGAGACAAGUCUUCUGUGAUACCAGUGCCUUUAAAUUUCACCACUUGACUGUGAUCCUAUGAAAUUCUGUGAUACAAUGUUUAAAUUUAUAAUACAUCCAUGUUAUCAAUUGUUUUGUUAAAGUGAGAGUUAAUAAGUAUAUUUAAAAUUAAAAAGAUGUGCUGAUAUGCAUUAAA
Molecule: messenger RNA, 4091 nt
Organism: Saccostrea cuccullata (small rock oyster)
Lineage: Eukaryota; Metazoa; Mollusca; Bivalvia; Ostreida; Ostreidae
Exons: 19
Coding region: 159-3788 (1209 amino acids)
Source: RefSeq, a predicted model, not a curated record